AUGAAGCAGGCAGAUCAACGGCCAGGAGGCAAUGCCCCGGGUUUCCUGACCAGACUGGCCAUUCUAGGCAUCGGUAUUGCGCCGACUCUGGUGCCGUCUGUGGCAGCCUCACCUGCAGCUUUUCACCACAGCCGCCAGGCCAAUCCCGCCAACGCGACGGGAGAGUUCCCCAAGCCGGAUGACCCCUUUCAUUUCAUACCUUGCGUUUCAAACGAAACCAUCGAGGGCAUCCCCUUGCUGAACGAUACGAAUCCCCAAGAGACCUGGAGAAAGAGGUUUGACCCCAACCCGGACAACUGGAAAUGGGGGCCGGCGCCUGGCAAUGCGACAACACCUGCUUCCUCCAAUUCCACUCAAGGAAGGGGCCUUCACCUCUGUGGAUACCUGGAUGUGCCCAUGGACUACCUCAACAAGUCGGAUUCGCGAAUUCAUCGCUUGGCCGUUGCCAAGUAUCAAGCCUCUGGGCUCAAGGGGAAGGGUGCUCGAACUAUCGUCAUGAACCCCGGUGGCCCCGGGGGGGAGGGCGUGACCUUUGGCCUUUAUGGGGGCCGCUAUUCGCAGAUACUAAGCAAUGGAGUGCUUGAUUUUUUGGGCUUCGACCCUCGCGGCGUGGGCUUGUCACAGCCCGCCAUUGACUGCUACCCGGCUGCGCUCCAGGACCGUUGGAACUUGGCGGUUGGUAAAGAUCUCAGGGAGUCCCCGUCUCCUCGCCAGCAGUUGGAGCUGGUCAACGCCGUAAAUGACGCCAGGUUCAAGGCCUGCUUUGAGGAACUCGGCGACGUACCGCGAUUUGUCUCGACGGCUUCAGUCGCCCGCGACGUCGAGUCAAUCCGCGUUGCCCUUGGAGAGCCAGAGCUAACGGGAUACAUGGUUAGCUACGGUACUACGCUUGGUCAAAUCUACGCCAACAUGUUCCCAGACAAGGCAGGACGCCUUAUCCUAGAUGGCGUUGACUACUCUAGAGAGCACAGAGUCACGGGGGGGUACGCAUCGACUGCGAUCCACAGCACCACGGAUGCUUGGAACGAGGGUUUCCUAGGAGAAUGUGUCGCCGCCGGCCCUAGUAACUGCGCACUUGCCAAGCCAACGAAUGGCUCCGCGGUCACCUUGGAUAGCUUAAAGGCAAGGAUGGCAAAGCUCCUGGACGGAUUGGCCGAGCGUCCGAUACCAGCUUACGACGAGGAAAAGGGGCCAGUUAUUAUUACAUACAGCCUUAUAAUAGGGGUGAUUGGAGGUGCGCUCUAUCAGCCGAGACAUUGGCCAGAAGUGGCUCAAGCACUCGCGGAUUUGGAAUCUGGCAACACUACACUAGCGGCCUCUAUAGCACACGGGCAAUACGCGUACCAACCACAAGAACCUGAAAAGCCUCUGGGUCUUGCGAGUGAGCUCCUGCCCAUGGUGGUAUGCGGAGACGCAAGCGCCGACGGCCCUCCUGCCAGUGGCCUCGACUUCUGGGAAUCCCUCUGGCGCAACCUGACCGAAAAGAGCUUCCUCACCGGAGGUGGUAAUUUUGCAACCGUGUUUCCGUGCCAAAACUACAACAAGUAUUGGCCCCAAGGCGCAGCGUUGUAUCAGGGCGACUCGAAUAACAAGCUUAAACACCCAGUCUUGCUCAUCGCGGAAACACACGAUCCUGUAACGCCUCUUAGAAACGCUCGCGAGCUUCACAAGGAAAUGGGCAUGGAAAAUGCCAGGCUAGUGGUACACCAUGGGUAUGGGCAUGGUUCUUCGCCCGACCCAUCAGACUGCACCAAUGCUAUUAUCCGUGGAUACCUGCUGAAUGGCACCAUUCCAGACAAGAGAGAGACCGACUGCUACGCCAAUGGGAAGCCGUACCGCAAUUCUACUCGUACAAACCACAAGCGAUCCUUGCCCAUGUUUGGCAACAUACCGAUGAGGCUUCCUCUCUAG
Molecule: messenger RNA, 1911 nt
Organism: Metarhizium robertsii ARSEF 23
Lineage: Eukaryota; Fungi; Ascomycota; Sordariomycetes; Hypocreales; Clavicipitaceae
Product: peptidase s33, tripeptidyl-peptidase
Exons: 1
Coding region: 1-1911 (636 amino acids)
Source: RefSeq, a predicted model, not a curated record